GAAGGACCACUUCGUAUUGUAGCAUGCAACAGCUCAUCUGUGCGACCUGGCAUCCUCGAAUCAAUUCCCUCGAUCAGGCAGGCACAGGCACAGACACAACAGGCAGGCACACAGGCAGGCACACCCGACCAGCCGACCCGGCAGCCCGCAGCCCGCUUUUCUGGCAGGUGGGCCGCGACUUGCCUGCUUGCGAGGGAUUCUGCGCUAAUGCACAAGGCUGGGUGGGUUGCAGAGAACCGCGGUAUUCUGGGCCCGGUUGUGUCUGUCUUCGCAACGUAGCAGCGCUGCAGCAGCAGGCUCAUCGUUCUCAAUGUCUCCGCUGGUCACGCCACUCGGUCUGUUUUUCGUUCCCUCCCUCACCUGGCAGUCUUGGACCGCGUGCCUGGCGCGGUGAGGCUGCUGUUGCGAGAACGAGGCAGCAGGCUUGGAACGGUCUUCAUGGGAUCGACUUCCUGUCGCUGACUGAUCAUGAUUCAUAACCCCCUCGGUCUAUGAUGCCUCCCCCAUACGAGUCAGCUUACAACAUGUUCAGGCUCAGCCUGCCGGACUGUGGCUUACGUCGGUACACAGAAUGGCGCCCAUCCAGUUGAUCCUGCGGGCGGGCCUCGGGCCAUUCCAAGCAUGCUUCCAAAGAUCUAGAAGCAACCUUGCAGCCUUCCAAAUGUAGCUUGUGGCUGUCCACCUUGAGGCUUUGUUGUCGUCACGGUUGCCAUGGUUGCGUGUGCUGUGUGCGGCCGGAGCAGAGACUUGCUGGCGGCCACAGACCAGUUGAGACCCCGCCUGCGCCAGCAAAUACCCGAGCCCUGCGACAUUUUGUUGCUCUACCACAGCCUCGCCGGAUGGUACUUUUGUGUACGCAGGUUGUGAGGAGAAAACCAACGGUUCCAAUCCAGCAUCAACACCCAUAAUCACAGGGCGAUAUCGUCAAGCGUGUUGCUCUUGCACGGAAUAGAGAGGAUGAGAGGCUUCACCGGGUUCACCGCAGGGAUCAUCUGCACACGGGUGGGCCGGGUGAAGAAGGGUAUGUCCCUGCACCGCUCUUCAGCCGCAGAACCCUUCCGUCACGUCGACAUAUUCGCUCUAGUGCUGUGUUCUACUGCGGCGCAGCUCCAACCGAAGGACUACGCACAACACACCCAAUCAGCAAGACAUGUCUUUCUCGCAUGCAGGAUGCGGUACCCCCAUCGCCUGACCACCACUUGCCCCCCCUCAAGGCUAAUUGAUCCGCCUUCGCCACCCGUGGGCGAGGGUGGAGGCUCCGACCAUGGGCACCCUUCCGCUUACGGGCCAUUCUAGGAAGCGCGCAUGGUGCACCCGAGGAGGGGCACCAUGCCUGGUUCUGCCUGGUUCCAAGGUCUCCUACUGCUGAGAUGCUGUUUGGGUAGGAUGUGUGUCAGUGAAGCAGCCCGCGCUGCAGUUCUAUCUUCUCUUCAAGUGACGGUCUGGUCACGAACCCUGCGAGACAACUUAGACACUUGCCAGCACAGCUCGCAGAAUUAUACCCUGGUCUGGUCAACAUAUCGCACCCGCCCUCUUGACCUAUGAAUCUUGACUCCAUCUAGAGAAUCGGCAUCUGACUGUCUCCCCUCGGUCUUGUUCGCGAACCCGACUAAUUUGGAGUAAUUUGACAAAGACUGGAUCCGGGUCUCGUCCAAAUGCGGUUUCUCAUCAGUUCCAUCCUCACUUGGCGGCUCCCAAUUCCGCAUUCCAGUAGCCCACGAGGCAACGGGUUCGUCUUUGUUCACCUCUGAGGACGUCGUCAAACCAGUGAUCCCCACAGAAAAGCGUCUGUCCUGCGAUUAUGUGUACCUAGGAGCGUCCCUCAAGCAAACAUUACGUCUCCCUGUCCCUGUUGCUCGGAGAUCCGUGUAGAAGUCUGAACCUCGACUCGUCCACUCUCUCUUUCUCUUUGGCCGCCCAGCAUAACCGGUCCGAUGGCGCGGUCACUUUCGAUAGCCGCGGGACUUGUGUCCGCAGCGGUGGCCCAACAGUCCGGAUGGCAGAGCAAUCAGGUUAAUGCGACCAUGUGCAUGUGGCAACAACCAAGAGCUGCUCUUCUAAAGGAUACCGUCUACAUCGACGGUGGAUAUCUUACCUGGAUUCCGGGCAUGUCUGAUGGGUCUUACGGCGCGGGAACGCGAGAUGAUAACCCUCUGGGAAUUGUCUAUACUUUGAACUUCACUAGGGCUUUCAACAUGAGUCAAAACAUCAGUGAAGUCUUCGGCCAGAAUCCCAAGGUAGUGGGUGCUGCGAGCAAUCUCGCCCCUAACUAUCUUGAUGGGGCACUACUCGCGAAUGAUCACCAGUACUUCAUGUACGGAGGAUUGCUGAGGCAGACUGACAAGUGGCGCGACCCGGACGCGGACGAGGUCAUGGAGUAUCAGCAGUCUAGCUAUGGCGUUGAGAAGCAGGUCAUACCAGGUUACGUCAACACCGAUUUACCUGAGGGACUGACCAGAUAUCUCGCUUUCGGUGGUGCUGCCAGCGCCCCAUCUGAGAACAAGGCAUUCUACUUCUCCGGGCUUCGUGCCCCCGAGUGGGGUCCUAUAUACACGCCCAGCUUUAACGACUCGCUUACCGCCAUCAACGUCUCCAAUACCUUGAUCACUCUCGACAUGGGGACCCAGAAUGAGGAGCAAUGGAGCAAUGUGACCUUGCCCGACAGCAUCCCGGGCCGGGCGAACCCAGAGCUCGUCUGGGUUCCAGUCGGCGCCCAAGGGAUCUUGGUUGCCCUGGGCGGCGUGGUCGAUCCCGAUUUUGUUAACUCUGCCCACAUAUCAAACAAUGUUACCGGCAGUGAGAACGUAAGCCCUUCGUUCAUGUCUAAUAUCAACAUAUACGAUAUCGCGAGCCGGGAGUGGUACACACAGCCAACGAAUGGCGGGCCGUCGCAGCUCGCAAGAGGCUGUGCUGUCAUGCAGCCAGCUCAAGAUUACUCGAGCUUCAACAUCUACUACUACGGUGGCUAUGACGGGCUUCAUCAUACCGACGCGUCAGACUUCAAGGACGACGUUUGGAUUCUGUCACUGCCCUCCUUCAUGUGGAUGAAGGUCGCCUCUGGACGGGCUGGCUACGGUCGCGCAGGCCACAAGUGCUUCAUGCCGUACCCAAAUCAGAUGAUGGUCAUUGGAGGCUAUCCGGCGCAACCUGGCGCGUCGUCUAGUUGCCUCAACGGCGGUAUCAUCCAGUUGUUCAAUUUGAGCUCGUCCAAGUGGGUCGACAGGUAUGACCCGAGCCUCUGGUCCGACUACCAAGUUCCGGAAAUGAUAUAUGCGAUGAUCGGCGGCAACGAGAAAGGCGGCGCAACCGAGAUGGCCCCUGGGCCCACGGGCUGGGCAACUUCGGGACUGGCAAGCAUCUUUGAAAUGUCAUAUCCUACCUCUAAGCUCACAACAUACUACCCGUACGCCCCAGCUGCCACGAGCGGGUCAAGUCUGCCUACCUCCAGCGCUGAAUCGGGCGGUGGCGUCCCCGGCUUCCUCCCCCCACUGCUUGGUGUCAUCCUGGGCCUGAUCUUACUCACAUCCGUCGGCCUCGGCUUUUUAUUCUGGCGGCGUCGCAAGUACCUGAAGAGGAACGGUGGCAUGACCGAGAUGACUGAUGAGAAUGGCCACCGUAUCAUGUCCUGGAUUCGCGGUCAGCCCACAGAUACAAAGGCACCAACGGUCACUACCAGCGACGACAUGCCGCAGAGCCCAGACCCAGAGCGCGCUGCAUUAUACGCCCCCCCUCAUCCGCACCAGCAGUAUCUGCAGAAUCAGUUCAUACAUCAUGAGAUGGGUGACACUCAAGUCUCCGAGCUGAUGGACACCUCGCCCCGUGCAGAACUCUCAGACACGGCACUCACUCCAGCGGACAUCAUCAGCAAACACACGCACUUUGGCUCCACUGGCGGCAGCAGCAGCCCGUUGGGGAACCCGUCGUUCGCAUACUCUUCCAUAGCCGCGACAGACCACGCGAGCAUGGUAAGCAGCAACUCCGCUGCAGGAGCAGCUAUGCAUGCGGGGCCCUCCUCGAGGAACCCUCCCCCAACACAACGCUUCAUUCCCGAGCAUCAGGUGCGCCCGGACUCACCUGCACUGCCAGCCUCCUCCCCAUACGACGAUGACCGGACCCCAACCGCCGGGAAGCCGCUCCCAGCCCAGUCCUCUAGCGACGCAGCGCCAGGGGACCAGGAGUCUCCGCGGGGUGAGUCGGGGGUAUCGGCGUUUAGCGAGCGCGACCGGUCCCACCUGAGGAACAUCAGCGACCCCGCGACGGUGAGCACGAUGGACGGGACGCUCGUUGGCUCGCCGCGCCUGGGGCCGCAGCAGACCACGCGCAUAGCAAGCCCGCCGAUUAUGGAGGAGGGCUCGCUCAACCCCUUGCGCAGCAACGCAGCAACGGGGACGGCCACGGCCACAAUAAGCCCACCCACGGCCGGCGAGACCGAUGCAGAGGACUAUGUCAGCGCGAGAGGCAGCAGCGGGCCAGUGAGCCCGCUGAACCCCCCUCCCGGGCCCUCGGUCCCGCGGUCCACCAACAGCCCGGCCCCGAGUAGGAAGAGUAUUUUCCGGGAGGAGUCUAUGGAGGACAUGGGAGGCUCUAAAUGAGGGGAGGAGCACAGCGGGCGACUAGUGCGGUGUGAGAUGAUGAAUGAAUAGAUGCAAGGAGUUCACAUGGGUCAAGUCUGUGUUUUUCUUUUCCUAGGCUAUCAUUUGAUGUAUAUAGUAAACUGGUGAGCCUCCACUGUCGGUAUGGCUGCACUGUUGACCAAAGAGGAGCCAUCAGAGUGGCACAUCGAGAGACGCAGCGUCUGCUGGGGCUUCCUCUCUCCCCGUGUGCCGCGCUUGGAGGAUUUCUUGUUGAGAACAAAAAGCGACCUCCGGAUGAAUUAAUAAUACCAUCUUU
This is a messenger RNA of Diaporthe batatas, 4890 nucleotides long. RefSeq lists its product as uncharacterized. The record is from RefSeq and is a predicted model, not a curated record. Gene Ontology annotation, molecular function: protein binding. The transcript has 7 exons. The coding region runs from base 1935 to 4592 and encodes 885 amino acids. Lineage: Eukaryota; Fungi; Ascomycota; Sordariomycetes; Diaporthales; Diaporthaceae.